Thalassophryne amazonica is the source of this 1704-nucleotide messenger RNA. It is a transcript of the gene sash3, whose product is annotated as SAM and SH3 domain containing 3. Gene Ontology annotation, molecular function: protein binding. The transcript is spliced from 8 exons. The coding region runs from base 141 to 1349 and encodes 402 amino acids. Lineage: Eukaryota; Metazoa; Chordata; Actinopteri; Batrachoidiformes; Batrachoididae. The record is from RefSeq and is a predicted model, not a curated record.
AGUCUGCACUUCACCCUGCUGCAAACGAGGGCAGCUGUGUGUUCCUCUGGAUCAUCCACCGGUGCCGCGGCUGCAGAGCGACAGAGCUUCUCGCCCGUUCUCACCACCGUCUGAUUGCUCAGAAAUCACACAGACAGAAGAUGCUGAGGCGAAGGCCUUCCAACGCCUCGGAAAAAGACCAGGGGCAGAAGAAGAAGGUCCCCCUGCAAAGGUCGAGCAGCUUCAAGGACUUCAUGAAGCCUAAACUGGCGUCUCCUAUUACACCAGAUAAGGAGUUCACACUGGAGGAGGCUCCCGACAUGGUAGCACCAGCAGACGAAGCUGUGAAAAGUGGCAGCAAGCUCAGCAAGAAAUGGCGCAACGUCAUCUCGCGUACAAUGACCCGAAAAACCUCCAAGAUGGUGCAGAAGGCCCUGGCAGAGGAGGGGGGGGAGAGUGGCGAGGAGUACUCACUGUCUCCUGUCGCAGAUGGCCUUCCAGAUCUGAGUGCAGGACAGAGGACGUCUGUGUGUUCCUCUGGGUCAGAGGACAUCAUGCCCGGCCUCAUCACCCGCCAGCUCUCUGGCAACAGCGACAGGCAGAGUUUGGACAGCGGGUACUGUCAGAGGGACAGCAUGAGGCUGGAGGAGAGUGGCGCCUCGUACAACGGGCCUUUCUGCGGGCUGGCCCUGGUCCACACGGACUUCACUCCCAGCCCUUAUGAUGUGGAAUCAUUGAAACUCCAAAAAGGUGACAUCAUCCACAUCAUUGAGAAGCCGCCAGUGGGAACCUGGACUGGGAAGCUCAACAACAAGGUGGGCUCCUUCAAGUUCAUCUACGUCAACCUUCUGCCUGAUGACAGCCCUCCAACCAGAAGGAGGCACCGCAACAGCAAGGUCCACUCCUCUAAAUCCAAACCCAAAACCCUGGAGGAGGUGCUGGACUGCAUCGGUCUGACUGAGCUGAGUUCUUUGCUGUCCAUGCACGGUUUCCAGAGCUUGGAGGACUUUGCAGGCCUGAAGGAGUCACACCUCAAUGAACUGAACAUCACUGACCCAGAACAACGCUCCAAGAUCCUGAACACCGCUGAACUCCUGCAAGACUCUGAAGAAGAUCCUGACACAGAAGAGGAUAACGGAUCUCAAGGGAAUUCCACACAGCCGAGGGACUCGGGCUGUUUUGAGAGUUCGGAGAAUCUAGAGAACGAACGUGAUGAGUCAAAGGUGGACGAAGAGGAGCAGCAUGAAGCUUCAGAAGAACACAUGAACCAGGAAUCACAGCAGCAAGAUGAAGAUUCAGAACCAGAGGAGGAGAACCAAACAGACCAGCUGGAAGACAUGCAGGAACAGCUAGGAAUUCACAGUGGAUGAAGGAUCUUGAGAUGUAAGCGGCAAAGUGCUGGAACGUUUCUGGUUCUCAGAGAACCUGUUAAGGUUGAACUUUAUGAAAGAAAACAGACUGACAGCAAGAAGCAUGAUGUGAGGUUCAAAUACGAACACCAGUAUUUUAAAAAAGGGGAAAAAAAUGACAAAGAAGGAAAAUAUUCAUCAGUCUGUCACGUUCAAGUCCAUUCUUCUGAAUAUUUUGUAACAACUGGCGUAUCAAGAAGUGGAACACAUUUUUGUUUUUGGUGUUGAUCAGGAUCUGGAUGUGGAUUCUGAAUCAUUUUUCUUGUUUACAGUAGAGGGCAGGGCAUUUCUCAAUACUUUCAUCAGUUUCUAAAAA